Messenger RNA from Tetranychus urticae (two-spotted spider mite), 1758 nucleotides. RefSeq lists its product as uncharacterized. The record is from RefSeq and is a predicted model, not a curated record. Gene Ontology annotation, molecular function: carbohydrate binding; galactoside binding. NCBI's taxonomy places the organism in Eukaryota, Metazoa, Arthropoda, Arachnida, Trombidiformes, Tetranychidae.
AAAAAUAUUUACAAAAUAUUAACUUGUAGUUAGAACGAAAAAAAUUUCAAAAAAGGCCAAAAUUCGAUCAGAUUUAUAAGUUCAAGUUAUCUUCGAGGGAAUAGAGAAAUCACCUGAAACAUCUUGAGUGUUGAUAAACUUGUUUCCAUGGUAUUACUAUAGCUUGUAACUUACUUGACUUGCCAAGCAACCGGAAAAAUUUCCUUGUUCCUUGAAUUUUUUUGCUAUCUGUUAUUAUAUAAUAUCAUCUGAUCGACUUGAAUUAUCGUAGUAAAUUUUUGUUAUUUAAAUGUCACAACCACCGAUAUCAAACCCGGUGUUGCCAUUCAUUGGUUCACUCAAUCAAAUUCGUCCUGGCCUUUUAAUCAGAAUCCAAGGAAGAGUUAGCCCUUCAUCAAGAUGUUUUGCGAUCAAUUUACAAUGCGGACCAUCGGUUAACCCGAGAGAUGAUAUCGCACUUCACUUCAGUCCAGUAUUCAAUCCACCUCCUCGAGUAGUUCGUAAUUCUCUGCAAAGCGGCCGUUGGGGUCCUGAAGAAAGUCAUGGAUCUUUUUUCCCAUUUACCGCCAAUGAAGCUUAUGAAAUAAUUAUUCUAGUUGAGAAUGACGACUUCAAGAUUGCUGUUAACGGAGUUCACUUUACUGAAUUUCGACAUAGAAUGUCAAUACAUAGAAUAAGCCAUAUUUCUAUUGAUGGUGAUACAAGCAUAGGCCGCAUUGCUUUUGAAGAAAAUCCUUUACCCUCGGCACCUCCCAUGGGCCCUGAAGUCCCAUACCCUUCUGGUUCAGCAGGAAUGCCUCCUUAUCCUUCUGGGCCAUCUGGCAGCGCUUUACCUUAUCCAACAGGAGCUUCAGCCGCUAUGCCGCCUUAUCCUCCAACUUCAACUCCUUUUCCACCCACCUCUGCUUACCCACCCGGUCCAGCACCUUACCCUCAGUCAGGUCCAGCAGGAUAUCCACCAACAGGUGGUACUAUGGUAAUGCCUGGACAUUCUGGACCUAGUGGGCCCUAUGGACCACCACCGUCAUCUUAUCCAGCACCACCAACUCAAGGAAGCUUUCCAAAUCAGGCGGGAUAUCCAACUCAAGGGGGAUACCCAACUCAAGGAGGAUACCCAACGCAACCAGGCCAAGCUUAUCCUGGCCAAGGACAAGGUUAUCCUGGUCAAAGUGGCUAUCCAUAUCCUCAGAAACAUAGUGGAGGCAUGUCAGCAGCAUUGACAGGAGCCGCAACAGCACUCGGAGCUGGCUCGCUGUUAGGGGCUGGAUCAAAAUAUCUUUCUGGUGGUCACAAAAAAUCAUCACCAAUACCAAUCGGAGGUAUAGCUGCUGGUAUCGGUGCUGCAGCUUUAGGAGCUGCUGUUAUGCAUAAACCUAUGAAGAAACUGAAAAAACUUUACAAACAUAAAUUCAAAGGUCCCAAAUUUUUCAAACACAAGUUUCAUAAAUUUCAUGGCUUUAAACACAAAGGAUGGAGCAGUAGUUCAUCAAGUGAUUAAACCGCAAAUCAAUAACACUUAAAUUUUUAAUCAACGGAGUUUUUUAUAAGUAAUUUUCAAAGCUGUAAUCAAGAACAUAAACCUUUUGUCGCUUGAAUAUCUCAACUCAUUACUACAGUGCAGGCAACAUUAUAAAAGUCGAAUCCAAAUCGCCAAGAUUAUAACAGAACUUGUAGGCAAUAAGAUUGUCAAUUUUUACUGAUUCUUGCUUAAAAGACUAUCAAUUUAUCAAAAAUAUAAUAAUAUGAUUGAAAAAUAAU